Molecule: messenger RNA, 1434 nt
Organism: Triticum dicoccoides
Lineage: Eukaryota; Viridiplantae; Streptophyta; Magnoliopsida; Poales; Poaceae
Product: serpin-Z1-like
Exons: 2
Coding region: 48-1244 (398 amino acids)
Molecular function (GO): serine-type endopeptidase inhibitor activity
Source: RefSeq, a predicted model, not a curated record
UCUCAAUUCACUUGUUACCCACCCCUACCCCGCACCGCUCCUUGGAGAUGGAGGACCUCGCCGGAGCCAUCAGGGACCUGGCCGCCCUCUCCACGCGGCUACUCCUUCAACUCAGCGGCGACGGCGAGAAACGCAACCUGGCCAUCUCCCCGCUGUCUAUCCACUCCGUGGUCGUUCUUCUCGCCGCCGGUGCCACGGGCGACACCCUCGACCAGAUCGUCUCCUUCCUGGGCCUCUCCGGCGGUGCAGCGCAUGCGGCCCUCGCCUCCGAGGUGGCCACCCUUGUAUUCGGCAGGGACGCCGGCGUGGAGCCCCAGAUCCAGUGCGCCGUAGGUGUUUGGGUGGAAUCCUCGCUCCGUCUGAGGUCCGCCUUCGCAGACAAGGUCACCUCCGAGUUCAAGGCCGGGGUGCGAGCCAUGCCAUUCCGAGAGAAUGUGGAAGAGGCGAGGGUUGAGAUCAACCGCUGGUUUGAGGACAAGACAGGCGGCUUCAUCAAGGACCUCAUGCCAGAAGGCCACCUCGACGCCAUCUCGACGGUCCUCGUCAUCGGCAACGCGCUCUAUAUGAGGGGCACAUGGCUAGAUCCGUUCAUUCCUUACAACACACUGGACGACGACUUCUUCUUGCCCGACGCCGACGGGAGCCGUGUGCGCGUGCCGUUCAUGACGAGCACAAACGAUCAGCGCAUCAGCUGCCAUCCCGGCUUCAAAGUCCUGCUGCUGCCCUACGAGAGCAAAGGCAACCACGAGUUCAGCAUGCACAUCUACCUCCCCGACGAGCGCAACGGCCUGCAGGCCCUGGUGCGCGAGAUCAGCUCCUCCGGCACCGCCGAGUUCCUGGACCGCUGCGUCCCAACACGACACGUCGCGGUGAGGAACCUGAGAAUCCCAAAGUUCCAGGUGUCAUCCAAGAUAGAUGCGCGAGAUGUGCUGAAAGGCCUUGGUCUGGAGCUACCGUUCCACUUUACAUACGACUGGUCGGAGAUGAUCGAAUUCUCAGAGCCAGCGCCGCCUGUAGCGGUGCAGAACGUACUCCACGAGUGCGUCGUGGAGGUGAACGAGGAUGGAACAAUGGCCGCUGCGGCCACUGAAGCUGAUUUAAUGAUGGGGUUCUCCAUCACGGGGGAGGAGGAACCGGCGGCUCAUGUUGACUUCGUGGCAGAUCACCCGUUCCUGUUCCUAAUCAGGGAGGACAAGAGUGGCAUUGUUCUUUUUGCCGGGCAAGUGGUCAAUCCCCUGCUUUAGCUAGUCCACCAGUACUGUUCUUCUGCUAGAAAUCAAUUACUCCCUCCUUACCGGUUUAGACUAGCCACCGUGGAUAGUAACAUACACAAGUGGAUAGCAGGGUUUUCAACUAAAAAAUCUCAUGAGUGGUGGAAUAAUUUUGAUAGUUUGCAAAAGGACUUAAUAAAUGCACUCGAUUUUUCUCAAAUAA